AAGAAGCAUAAAAGUUGGUGACAGGACUUGACUGGGAUCUGUAUAUACUCCGUACACCCGAGCAUACAGGCCGGGUUGUUCAUUCAUUUCAAAUGGAGAAUCGUGACAUACCCGAUUUAAGUACACCUCUACCAAGGUCCAACAACAAUGAGGAGGUGUAUGAUGUUAACCUUGAAGAAACUUCUGUACCCGACGAGUUUAUGAAACCCCUCUAUAUGUCAACAACCGAACCUGUCAACGAUAAUGAAUAUGAAGAUGAUGUUUUUAAUGCGAGCUUGGGUCGAUUUAUGAUUGCCGUUAAGUCCCCGGACUAUCAAUAUACAUCAACGCCCGAACCCGUCGAUGACGAACGGGUCCCCAGUGAUGAAUACGAUGACGAUGAGAUGUUUGAUGAAAGCUUGGGUAGAAUCAUGGUAUCCAUCAAGUCUCCGCACUAUCAAAUCCAUGAUGUGGCCAACAGAUCUAAUAAUGAUGAUCCUAACCCGGAUACAAUGCCUCUGAUCCGGAGCUCUCCUGAUUAUCCUCGCGUUUUGGAUAAUUCCAUCAUGAGAAAUGGCUUCAUUAUGGUUUCACACUGGCGGGGUGGGGUUAUUCCUCAUUAUCAGGUCCCUUGUUCAGCAGUUCUUGUAAUAAAUAACAAAAUCGUUGAUGGUGACAAUCCAAAAGAUGACAACAACCCUGAAGAUGACAAUAAUCCCAAAGAUGAUGACGAUCAUCCUGAAGAUGAUCCAGUUCCUGAAGAUGACCCACUGUACCCUGAGAACAUCGCUGCCCUCCUUGCCUGCCUACAAGUAUGA
Macrobrachium nipponense is the source of this 797-nucleotide messenger RNA. RefSeq lists its product as uncharacterized. NCBI's taxonomy places the organism in Eukaryota, Metazoa, Arthropoda, Malacostraca, Decapoda, Palaemonidae. The record is from RefSeq and is a predicted model, not a curated record. Bases 93 to 797 code for a protein of 234 amino acids. The transcript is spliced from 5 exons.